UUUUAAUAAUUACUAUGUUUUGAUAUAUAUGUACAGUAAUAGUUUCUUCAUAAAAAAUGGCUGCUCUUGGAAAACUUCUGCUCUUUGACAAUCCAGGAUUAUAUUCCCAUCAAAAUUUCAAAUGUGUAAGAAUUACCCAACCUCAACCUGUCAUUAAGAUGUGAUAUUGCAAUGAUUAUAAUUUUAACUAUCUAAUCCAACUUAGUCAUGAUAGAUCAUGACUGUUCUACAGUGCUGCUCAGCAGAAAUUUUGUAUUUGUAGCAUCUUUAUCAGAACUCAACAGAAAAUGGUGGCUGCAUUCCCUGUAGUCAAAUUGGGAGCAUUGCUUGUAAAGCAAGUUAGCAAACCUUUAGCUAGUUUUGUGAAGAAAAGAGCAGUGAACAAUGCAUUCUUCAGGAAUUAUAUAUGUGUGCCUCCAGCUCAAUUUUACAACUGGUGUGAUGUGCGCAUGAAGAUGUACCUAAGCAACAUCAUUCGCACUGAAGACAGUGUACCUAUUCCCAAGCUUACUGAGCAAGCUGCUAUAGAACUUGGAGCCAAUUUAUUAGGUGAAUUUGUCAUCAUUGCGGUGGCAUCAUCAAUCCUGCUAUGGGAGUACAACAGACAACAAGGCAAAGAAGAGAUUAGGGAACGAAAAGAAACGGAAUUUGUCAACCAGCUGGAGCAGCGCAUCACUGAUCUGGCAUUUGAAAAUGCCGAACUUGACGCUAAAAUAAGGGAGCUCACCAGACUCGUCUACAGCACACCUACCAUCAUGGCCAACCACACGAAGGCUCUCAGGGAGAGCAGUUCUGUUGAGGCUGACAGCGACUCUGCUAUCAACAAGGCCGUGAAGGAAGCACAAACUAAGAUUAGUCCCAGAAUCUAAAUCUUAUGCAGCUAGUCAUUGCAUUUACUUUGGUGUAUGUAUGUGUUGGAAUAGUACAACUCCUUGUUGAAAUGUACUGAAAUAGUACAACUCCUUCCUAAUGUCAAAACUUUUACCAUGAAAGGACUAAACUCACCGACUCCUUUUGUUGUGGAUGUUUUGUUUUGUCUGUUGUGCUGGUCACUACAAAAACAUUGGAUCGGACAGAAUUGCCAUUAAAAAAUAUCCAUCGAUCUUAUUUACGAAUAUUUCUCCAUCAAAUUAAUUGUCAUUGAUCUCUGUCACUAUUAAAACAAUAUUAAUCUCGAGUGAAAUUCUAUUUUAAAUGCGCUCAUCUAAAAAUGCCGUCAAAUCCUUUCAGGAGUAUCAAGGCUUGUCGACUGCUUAGGAUUAAAACGAACGUAAAGAAUGAACUCUAAUUCGUUAAUCAUAAUAAACCCCAUUAUGAUCGUCUCAAGUCAAUUAGCUUGCAGCCCACAAUGCAGCUCUGUGAAGUCGUCUCCAUUUAAACGUUAUUUUCGUUGCCUUCCAAGUAUCUAUUAAUCAACACAACUGAAAAGUAACCGAAUUAUGUCGCGGUUUUGAACUUUUUGCUCCACGAGGUGGAAUUCUAGUACAACGUUUCAUGAAGCAGCAACUGGCGCUGGCUGCAUUUGGACACAACUGUUUGCAUGCCUUCAAAAGAUGAACAUUAUUGAACAACCGAUGAAUUUUUAGAAAUAUUGAAUACCGUUUAUAAUGAAUAGCAAAAUAAAUGUGAAUAUUAAAGAAUUCGCAUCAUACAGGUUUUAGCAUGGUAUGGUCGUUAUUUAUUGAGAUAAGCAGGAUUAUGAUAGUUUUAAUGAUGAGCGUGAGUGAAGGAUAACAUUUUUUGUGAAUGAAGAAUCACCACUUGGAUGUAGUAGAUGUGUACACUAUGAUGUCGGGUGGAAGCAUUUGCUUGCAUUGCGAUUAACUUUGAGAAAUGUGAGAAUCUUUUUUGUGUUCGUUACGGUAACUCUGUUGAUUAUUUUUUAAUUGAAUAUUGGUUUAAUUUUAUUUUUCAGCUUUUUGACUUCAACUGUGUUUCUUGGGAAACAGCCACGUAUUCUAGUUAUAACAAAAUCUUUUUUCAAAAAUUAAUUGUAUGUCAUCGAAAAAAAAUUACACGGGUGAGACUUGUAUAUUUUCAAUUGGUCGACAUUUAUCGUCUUAAGUCCGCGCCUGGGUCUCUUUCAGUCCCUGGCUUGGUGAGUUGAUAGGUUGAAGAGCGUCGUUACUGCAGGGAAUUCAUCCUUUAUUUGCUGGUCAUAGGUGGUCGAGAAAUGAGCUUUGAGGAAAUUGCUAAGAUUAGUAGCGAGAAUUUGUAAGAUAAUGUACAGUAUAUACGUUACGAAUGAGUUCUUUUAUUGCAAUACAAUCGCCCCCAUCA
Hyalella azteca is the source of this 2280-nucleotide messenger RNA. RefSeq names its product optic atrophy 3 protein homolog. The record is from RefSeq and is a predicted model, not a curated record. The transcript has 4 exons. The coding region runs from base 288 to 869 and encodes 193 amino acids. NCBI's taxonomy places the organism in Eukaryota, Metazoa, Arthropoda, Malacostraca, Amphipoda, Hyalellidae. Gene Ontology annotation, cellular component: mitochondrion. Gene Ontology annotation, biological process: regulation of lipid metabolic process.